This is a messenger RNA of Rubroshorea leprosula, 1428 nucleotides long. The record is from the annotation of a GenBank genome assembly. Lineage: Eukaryota; Viridiplantae; Streptophyta; Magnoliopsida; Malvales; Dipterocarpaceae.
CUCAUCAUCAUCACAGCCUCCACCUUCAUCACCGGUAAUCACCAAAGCAGAAGGGUUCGGCAGCUACCAGAAAUGGGGAGAAGAUGAAGCAGAUCUAGCCGGUAAUCACAGAAGCGAAGCAUUCACUGAAUCUCCAACCCACCGGCGACAGGUUGAGCGGCGUGCGGCGUGUGGCGUUCGUCGUUCGUGAUGAAGAAGGAGAACAGAAACAGAUUUGCAAUCGGAAAUCCAUUGUUUUUUUUGUUUUUAGUUUGAACUUAGGUGUACCGGUCAUAUUUCGUUGUGUCGGCCGGUAUACAAAAUUCCGACCGGUACACCGGAUUUUGACCGAAACGGUCGGAUUUUGACCGAAACGAAAUUUGAUGUUGUAUCGUUUCGGUUAAAUGUUAAAACCGGUACGUACCGGCCAUACCGGCCGGUACGCUUAUUCAUGGCGGAGAGUCUGGAUGACGGCGAGUUUUUACUGCCUUCUCAAUUGCUAACAGACGACGACGUCGUGCUUACGCACCUGGGGUCUGGUGUUUCCAAGUCUCUGUUUCCCUUUGAGUUUCCGUAUCGUUUUGGGUCUUUUGGGUUGUCUUCGAAUCUCGGCUCUCCGAUUGAGUCUGUUUUCGGUUCCACUAAGACUGAGAGCGACGAAGAGGAGCAUCUUUCUGGGUUGACUCGUCAAAUGGCUCGCUCGACUCUCCAAGACAAUUGGGGGCAAAACGAGCGCGCAUUCGCUACUGAAAACAACAAGGGUUUGCUGCUUUCUGGGUCACCUCAAUUGACGCUGUGUGCGGUAGGGAGUAGCUGUGGGUGUAGGCAGUGGUCUACCCGUGGUAGCCCCAAGCGUCAAUCGGUACUCCCUUCGUCGCCAAGAACUUGGGAUCUGCUACAUGCGGCUACGGUGGAAGUUACAAGGAUGCAAGGUAAGGAAGAACCAUUCAACCAUGAAAGAAGCCUCCUCGCUCCCCCAAAGAAACCUCCCACAAAUCUUGACUUUCCGCAACUGAAACACGAGCAACAGAUAAUGAGACAACAAAGUGCAUCGGCAUGGGCGGUUCUAAAGCAACAGCCCCAUUCACUGUCUCACAACAUGUCGGGUAUGUGGGUCGGGUUUCCGGGUAAUCCCGUUGGCAAAAGGAAAUGUGCUGGUACUGGUGUUUUCCUGCCUCGCAGAGUUGGUUCCACAACCGAAACCCGCAAGAAGCCAGGUCCAUACUUCAUACUCCUAUGCCUUUUCAAGAGUGCUGCACGAUCGUACUUCAAGGGAAAGUCAUGCAGGCGUUGAACUUGAAUCUAGAUGAAAUUGGUCCUCAGAUUUUUUUUUUUUUUUUUAAUGUUGAUGUCUUUUCUUCACUAGAUGUCGAUCAUGGUUCCCAAUUCGUCCCUACCCAUAUUUGUACACAUCAACAUUCAGUGUGGAAAAAAAGGACAUGCUGGCAC